Molecule: messenger RNA, 2997 nt
Organism: Rubroshorea leprosula
Lineage: Eukaryota; Viridiplantae; Streptophyta; Magnoliopsida; Malvales; Dipterocarpaceae
Source: the annotation of a GenBank genome assembly
GCCGCCGCAGCACAGAAAAUGGAAAUCAAAACCCAGAAAUGUUCCAUCAACUGCCAUUUUCUUCACACCGCAACUACCUUCACUUCCUCUCCUUGCCGCCAGAAACCUCCAUGGACUCAAUAGCUCCGCUGCGCCACUGCUUCAAUCCGUCUCUUCAUCAAAACCCACUACCCCUCAACGCAAAACCCACAAAAAUCUCACCUUCUCAAUCUGUUGCUCAUGGUGCCACUUACGCAUCACUUGAAGCCAGAAUCAGUACUCCUCUUCCAGCUUCUGGGUCAAGCCGCUCGUCCCCAGGAUUCUGCUUUUUGGUUGAGUUAAAUGAGGUCAAGAGUUUGGAAUUGGUGAAAGCAGUGCAUGGCAGUUUGAUAAAAAUGAGCAGGAAUUGUAGUUCAGAUUCUAUAGCAAAGAGUUUGAUCUCAUCUUACUUGAAAUCUGGCGAUUUUAGAUCUGCUACUGAGGUUUUCUUCGUGGGUUUUGCUCGAAAUUAUGUUUUUUGGAGUUCUUUUCUGGAAGAAUUGAAGAGUAGUGGUGGGGAUGCAAAUCAAGUUCUUGAGGUUUUCCGUGAGCUGCAUAGCAAAGGAAUGUUGUUUGACAGUAGAGUUCCGACUAUGGUUUUGAAAAUGUGCACUUGUUUAGCGGAAUUAUGGCUGGGGUUGGAGAUUCAUGCCGGUCUGAUCAAGAAGGGUUUUGAUUCGGACAUGCAUUUGAGGUGUGCUUUAAUGAAUUUUUAUGGCAGAAUUUGGGGCGUCGACAGUGCUAAUCAAGUGUUCGAUGAAAUGGUGGAUAAAGAGGAUCUCUUGUGGAAUGAGGCAAUCGUGUUAAACUUGAGAAAUGGGAGAUUUGACAAGGCUAGGGAGCUCUUUAUAGAAAUGCAGUUUUCUUCUGCCAGCGCCAAUAAUUCUACAAUUGUAAAGAUGCUUCAAGCCUGUGGCAAAGUAGGAGUUCUAGAGGAUGGAAAGCAAAUUCAUGGGUAUGUUUUAAAAUUUGGAAUGGAAUCAGAUCUAUUGAUAUGCAAUUCUUUGAUUAACAUGUACUCGAGGAAUGGUAGACUAGAACUUGCUAAGAGAGUUUUUGAUUUGAUGGAAGAUCGUAACUUGUCUUCAUGGAAUUCUAUGAUUUCAAGUUAUGCUACACAGGGUUAUUUGGAUUAUGCCUGGGAUAUUUUUAAUGCAAUGGAAUCAUCUGAUACAAAUCCAGAUAUAGUAACCUGGAACUGCCUAUUGUCUGGCCAUGCACUUCAUGGGUCAUGGAAUGAGGUCCUUAUGAUUUUGCAGAGAAUGCAGACAACGGGUUUCAGGCCAAAUGCAAUCUCUGUGACCAGUGUUCUUCAAGCUGUCAAUGAACUGGAGGGGCUCUUUAAUUUUGGGAAAGAAAUUCACGGCUAUGUUAUAAGAAAUGGGCUUGAUUUUGAUGCAUAUGUAGGCACUUCAUUGAUAGACAUGAACAUUGUUACUUGGAAUUGCUUAAUAUCAGGAUAUUCAUUCAAGGGCCUUUUUCAGGAUGCUAAAAUACUAUUGAACAGGAUGGAAGAAGAAGGAAUAAAACCUGACUUGGUGACUUCGAAUGUUCUGAUUUCUGGGUAUUCCAUUUGCGGCCAGAGUGAUGAAGCUUUAGCCUUGAUUAGACAAAUGAAAGAUUCUGGAAUGACUCCUGAUGUGGUGUCUUGGACUGCUCUGCUAUCAGGCAGUUCACAGAAUGGAAAUUAUAGAGAGUCCCUUGAGUUCUUCAUCCAAAUGCAACAGGAAGGUAUAAAGCCUAACUCUGCCACAAUAUCCAGCUUACUUCGGACCUGUGGAGGACUGUCUCUUUUACAGAAGGGGAAGGAGGUUCAUUGCCACUGCAUAAGAAAUGGUUUCACCCAAGAUAGGUAUGCAGCUACAGCAGUUAUUGACAUGUAUUGUAAAUCUGGCAAUUUGAAGACUGCUCAUAAGGUUUUCAGGACAAUUCAUAACAAAACAUUAGCUUCUUGGAAUUGCAUGAUGAUGGGGUAUGCAAUUUAUGGCCUUGGUAAGGAAGUUAUUCUGCUGUUUGAUGAGAUGCUUGGAUCAGGCAUCCUACCAGAUGCCAUAAGUUUCACAGCUCUGUUAUCCGGUUGCAAGAAUUCAGGUCUGGUCAGUGAAGGAUGGAAAUAUUUUGAUUGUAUGAGCACUGUAUAUGAAGUAGCGCCUACAAUUGAACAUUACUCUUGCAUGGUAGAUCUUCUUGGAAGGGCUGGAUAUCUUGACGAAGCUUGGGAUUUCAUUCUGACAAUGCCAUUCAGCCCUGAUGCUAGCAUUUGGGGUGCACUUCUUACAGCCAGCAGGAACUAUAAGAAUAUUGAAUAUGCAGAGAUUGCUGCAAAGAAGCUUUAUGAGUUAGAACCGCAUAAUUCAGCCAGUUAUGUUCUGAUGAUGAACUUAUAUUCCAUGUAUGGCAGAUGGGAAGAUGUCGAACGUCUCAAAAAUGUGAUGAUUGAAAAGGGGGUUAAAAACAGCCCCAUCUGGAGCUGGAUUCAGAUUGAUCAAACAGUUCAUCUGUUCUCUGCAGAAGAGAACCAUCCGGAUGAAUGGGAGAUAUAUUUCGAGCUGUAUCAGUUAGUUUCUGAGAUGAAGAAGCUUGGAUACAGGCCCGAUGUCGACUGCGUGUUUCAGGACAUUGAUGAGGCAGAGAAGGAGAAGGUGCUAUUCAGCCACACAGAGAAGUUGGCAGUUACUUACGGACUGAUCAAGUUGAAAGGCAACGCACCAAUUAGGGUGGUCAGUAACACAAGAAUAUGCCCCGACUGUCAUACCGCCGCAAAAUGUGUGUCUUUGAUAAGAAACCGAGAGAUCAUCCUGAGAGACGGUGCUCGGUUUCACCAUUUUAGAGAAGGGAAAUGUUCCUGCAUGGACUGCUGGUAAUGUAGAUAUUUUAAGUCCAGCCAAUUGGAGAGUUUAAAAAAUAUAUACGAUGUUGCCAAUGCCAAGUAAUGAGAAUCUGAGUCAUCAACAGAGUUAAUAAUGCAUCACAAUCUCU